AUGUGGGGGAAAAGUGCGGCAUGGCUGCAGGACGAGCUGGAGUCUGGACUCAACUCUCUGCUCCUGCUCGACUGUCGCUCUCACGAGCUCUACGAGUCCUCUCACAUCGAGUCCGCCAUCCAUCUCGCCAUCCCGGGCCUCAUGCUCCGCCGCCUGCGCAAAGGCAACCUGCCCAUCCGCUCCGUCAUCCCCAACGACGCGGACAAGGAGCGCUUCAUCCGCCGCUGCAAGAGCGACACCGUGCUGCUGUAUGAUGAGUCCGGGGAGAGCGGGGCGGCGGCGGCGGGGAGUGCGGGGUCCGUGCUCGCGCUCCUCAUGCACAGACUCCGGGAAGACGGCUGUACGGCCUACUACCUGGAGGGAGGCUUUAAUAAGUUCCAGUCAGAAUUCCCAGAACACUGCGAGACCAAUCUGGACUCGUCAUGUCCGAGCAGCUCUCCUCCCGUCUCGGUUCUGGGUCUGAGCGGACUGAAGAUCAGCUCAGACGGAUCGGACGGAGAAUCGGACCGGGAGCCGAGCAGCGCCACCGAGUCGGACGGCAGCCCGUUGCCUAGCAACCAGCCGGCGUUCCCGGUCCAGAUCCUGCCCUAUCUGUAUUUAGGCUGCGCGAAAGACUCCACCAACCUGGACGUCCUCGGCAAAUACAACAUCAAGUACAUUCUGAACGUGACGCCCAACCUGCCCAACAUGUUCGAGCAUGAUGGAGAGUUCAAGUACAAACAGAUUCCCAUCUCGGAUCACUGGAGUCAGAACCUGUCGCAGUUUUUCCCCGAGGCCAUUUCCUUCAUCGAUGAAGCUCGCUCUAAGAAGUGUGGGAUCCUGGUGCACUGCCUGGCGGGGAUUAGUCGCUCGGUCACGGUGACGGUGGCGUAUCUGAUGCAGAAACUCAACCUGAGUCUGAACGACGCGUACGACUUUGUCAAGCGCAAAAAAUCCAACAUCUCACCCAACUUUAACUUCAUGGGGCAGCUGCUGGACUUCGAGCGAACACUGGGGUUAAACAGUCCGACCUGCGACAACCGAUCGCCCAAAGAUCAGCUGUUCUUCACCACGCCCACCAAUCACAACGUUUUCCAGCUCGAUACGCUCGAGUCCACGUGAAAAACGCACCGGCCGACAUUUUUGCCUCCGGGAGAAGGUUUGAAACACAAUUCGGGCAGCGUUCAAUCGUAAAUAUGUGCCCAGAAAUCCGAUUGUGAAAGCAGAACCACAGAACCACAGUUCUCGCCGUCACGGCAGCUUCUGGCCUUUCUGAAAGGACUGUUCUCUUCUGGUGUUUUUUAAAAAUAAAGAGGAAACAAGAGACCAAAUGAAACCAGACAAACAACAGAAACUGAUUCGUCAUCAGGUUUUUACAUCAUCAACAACAAACUUCCUGUCCUGAUGGGGGCCAAUCUGGAAUUUUUUAUUUUUUAAUUUGCAUUUUUUUAAGAACAGGAUCUCGGGAAAGAAAAGUCGCUCUACUCAUGUAGGGUUUGGGAUUUAAAAAAACAAAACAAACAAACAAACAACAUGAAAAUGCCAUACAUCUCGACCAACAGCUACAAUUUCUAAAGAUUCCUGAUUGUAUAACGACCAACAAUAACGACGUGUUUUGUUUUUUUGUUUUUUUUAAUGGUUUGUUUUGACCUAAUGCGCUUUGCACAGAGGAAGCCUUUUAUCUCAUGGCACUUGAAACUGGUACACAAAUAAAAAGAGACGUUUUGAGGUCGUUAAGGUCGUUAAGAAACGGCUCUUAACGAACUUCCUCACUUCCUUCCUAA
This is a messenger RNA of Hemibagrus wyckioides, 1763 nucleotides long. It is a transcript of the gene dusp7, whose product is annotated as dual specificity phosphatase 7. Gene Ontology annotation, molecular function: MAP kinase tyrosine/serine/threonine phosphatase activity; protein tyrosine/threonine phosphatase activity. The coding region runs from base 1 to 1101 and encodes 366 amino acids. Lineage: Eukaryota; Metazoa; Chordata; Actinopteri; Siluriformes; Bagridae. The record is from RefSeq and is a predicted model, not a curated record. The transcript has 3 exons. Gene Ontology annotation, biological process: negative regulation of MAPK cascade; protein dephosphorylation. Gene Ontology annotation, cellular component: cytosol; cytoplasm.